UACAGCAUCGUACAACUGUGUUUAUUUAGGCUGAGCAAAAAUCUAAAAUAAUGCCUGGUUGUACUUUACAGAUAUUCUCAUAUUUAAACCCGAAUAAAAACACAUGUAGUUAACUUGCUCCAAGGCAUAAAGGCAAAGUUAUAUCCCCACACAGAUUAUUCACCUGUUUUUCAUUUCCUCUACUGGAUCGUUGACAUAUCUCUGAAAACUAAGCUGUUUUGUUCACCACUUUUCUCUGGAAACCAGAAAGGCAGCAGCACUUCUUCAGAGAACUCUAAGUUAAACUAUUUCAGUUCUGCUUUGAGAAGAUGAGGCUGUGUCUCCUGCUCUGCAUCCUUUGUGUGAUUGCUGCUAUUGGCUACACUCAUCAUUCCAGUAACACCAAAAUUCCUGGACCACCGGGGCCACCAGGGCCACCGGGGCCACUUGGGCCACCGGGACCACCAGGGGCAGCAGGGCCACCGGGGGAAGCAGGGCCACCCGGGGCAUCAGGACCACCGGGGGCAGCAGGUCCACCAGGAACAGCAGGGUCAGUGGGGAGAACAAGACCACAGGGGCCACCAGGACUUCGAGGGCUAAAAGGAAUACCAGGAUUUCCUGGAUUACAUGGACGUGUGGGACUUAAGGGGAAAAGAGGACAUCCAGGAGAGCAAGGACUCCCUGGACCAGCUUCAACGUGUGGAAACGAUUUCAUUGCACCUCUUUACCAGGACCUUGAACCAUUAAAGGAGGCCGUUGCUAAAUUAGACCUUGUCACGACCUACGACUUUGUCAAGAGGGUUGGCCAGAAAUAUUUCGUGUCCCAUAGGGAGACGGGCUCGUUCUCGGGGGCUGUGGAGUUCUGCUCCAGUCAAGGCCUAGAGCUGGCUUUGCCACAGAACGAAGACGAGAACAACAUGUUGACCCGGGUGUUUGGUGAAACUGUCAAAAAGGCCUGGAUCAGCGUAAACCAUAAAAAAUCAGAGGGGGACUUUACUACUGAUGUGAAAAACCGACCUCUGGUCUUCACCAAAUGGGCAGAAGAACAGCCAGAAAGAUCCAUCCAGGACACGGGCUGCAGCUUGCUGUCAGAAAACGGCAGGUGGCGGGUGACACGUGAUUGUUCUCAGAAGGCUUUUAUUGUUUGUCAGGUCCAGUAGAGCUCCUCCAGCAGGUGUUCUAGCGUUCUAGUAGCUAAAGGUUUGGUUUGUUCUAGAGUCCCUGUCUUCUCACUGUGACACAGUCCACCCCCCA
Messenger RNA from Betta splendens (Siamese fighting fish), 1233 nucleotides. RefSeq names its product pulmonary surfactant-associated protein D-like. Bases 309 to 1139 code for a protein of 276 amino acids. NCBI's taxonomy places the organism in Eukaryota, Metazoa, Chordata, Actinopteri, Anabantiformes, Osphronemidae. The record is from RefSeq and is a predicted model, not a curated record. The transcript has 5 exons.